Molecule: messenger RNA, 498 nt
Organism: Triticum turgidum subsp. durum (durum wheat)
Lineage: Eukaryota; Viridiplantae; Streptophyta; Magnoliopsida; Poales; Poaceae
Source: the annotation of a GenBank genome assembly
AUGGCAGUGGAGAUAUAUUCUUCUAAAACUGGGGGAUGGGUUUACAAGGAAAUUGAAUGGUACGGUCAUAUUGUACUGAUUGAUAGCCCAUGGGCUUAUGUGUUUCUCAACGGUUGUCUGCAUUUUCUGUAUGAGGAAGCUAAUGUAGCUGUGGUGGGCACGGAGGGGAAGACAUGGAGGAACGUUCAUGUUCCUCAUAUUUGGAAUUGGGAUGAAGGUAGUUUCAUUCACCAGUCACAGGGCAGCUUGCACUAUUCAAAUUUUGAGAAAGAUCAUGUUGUCCCAUGCUUAGUGGUUUAUGUCUUGGAGGACUAUGACAGAGAAGAGUGGGUGUUGAAGCAUCGCGUUGAGACUUCAUACCUAUCAGACCUUGAAGUGAACUUUGGUUGGGUUGCCAUUCACCCAGACAGUAACUUGAUAUUCUUCACCAUAGGGCAGGAUAAGACAUUGAGGUCAUACAUUAUGGAACAUCGGAACAUUCAAGUCAUCCAUGCAUGA